Molecule: messenger RNA, 1224 nt
Organism: Drepanopeziza brunnea f. sp. 'multigermtubi' MB_m1
Lineage: Eukaryota; Fungi; Ascomycota; Leotiomycetes; Helotiales; Drepanopezizaceae
Source: RefSeq, a predicted model, not a curated record
AUGGCUACUCCACAGUCAGACAAUAGUACAGCUUCUACGAACCAGCCCCCACCCUCUGUUCUGUAUACAGCUCCAGAUCCAGGUGGGAAUAUAUACAGUGCUUCAUUUACCCACAACUACGGCCUCGGCAGCACAGCAUUCACGAUUCAAUCACGUCCCUUCAUCCAGUACACCACAGCCCCAAACCCAUUCGGGCACCUCCACCCGGCUCCUUCAAUGACCCCAAUCAUUUCACAAUUCUAUACAUUGAAUUUUCAGAGUAAUGGAACAAUGGCACUUCCGGAUCAAGUAGAGUAUCAUGAAGCCCAGACGAUGAGGCCAUCGGAUCAUGGAACGCCACCAGUUGGCAUUGGUGGACUUGCUCAGCAGCAUCCAGCAGAAUUUCGGAAUGUUACCCCUCCGUCAAUGACUGUCGGCUCGGCAAUCCCAGAAGCACAAGGGGUAUAUGUCUCAACGCCGCCAAAUCAUCGGGCUAUGAUCAGGAAUCCUAUUUGCAUACCACCAAAUGAAUUACCGCCUCAAGCGGGUGAUAACGCCUAUUUCAACAUUCAGCUUAUUGUUGCCUGCGAUGACAAUAGAAGCAUAAGUCGCAGCACGAUGCCAUUGUUUGUUUUGAAGUUUCCUAUCAAAAUGCCCGUGCCGCUUGAGGAAAAGGGAGAACAACCGGUUGCCGCGUUACGAAGAUUCAUUAGUGAUCGAGGUACCAUUUCACGUUUGAUCUCUGAGGUGCAAAGAUUAUUUGAACCACAUAUCUUGCACGGAUUGGCCAAGCUUAUGGAACAAGGUGGCCCAAAAGCCAAUCCACUAGCUCUCGGAGUGGACAACGCGCCGUCGUUGCUCAUGUGCGCCCAAUGCAAUGUGCGCCGGGCUAGAACCUUUGCUCAUGAAGCAAUAUUUCAAAUCGAGCCGACAGCUGUUGAUGAGUUUUGUUCCGGGUUUUUCAAUGACGAAAUCCCGACGAUUUGGAACCUGGUUGUUCCAGCUUGCUUCCCCAGCACUCGUUGCCCUCGCAUUUCGCCUCAGAAAAUGAACACUACCGCGGCUCCUGCCAAGUUUGCUGGAAGAAGUUGUGGCAAGGUGUCUAUAAUUUCGAGCUGUGCGAUUCCUUGGGGCUGUAGCCCGAAAAAGUCAACAGGUUCAACAGCUAGCUACAAGAAGCAGGGACAUGGGCCUUCUAAGCAGAGACAUGGGCCUUCUAAGCAGAGCCACGGGAAUACAUCAUAG